Messenger RNA from Lathyrus sativus (Indian pea), 4695 nucleotides. Lineage: Eukaryota; Viridiplantae; Streptophyta; Magnoliopsida; Fabales; Fabaceae. The record is from the annotation of a GenBank genome assembly.
AUGGUGAGUUGUGAAGAGGUUUUCCCAUGGCUAAAAUCUCUUCCAUUAGCACCAGAGUAUCGACCAUCUUUAGCAGAGUUUCAAGAUCCAAUAGCUUACAUUUUCAAGAUCGAAAAAGAAGCAUCCAAAUACGGAAUCUGCAAGAUCAUUCCACCCGUUUCAUCUUCUUCUAAGAAAACCGUUAUUGCUAACAUGAACCGGUCUCAACCCCGGUUCACAACCCGUCAACAGCAGAUCGGAUUCUGUCCACGGCGGCCUCAGCCGGUUCGACGGCCGGUUUGGCAUAGUGGUCAUCACUACUCAUUCCGCGAAUUCGAAGCUAAGGCGAAGUCGUUUGAGAAGAGUUACUUCAGAAAAGGGAAGAAGCUCGCUCAGUUUUCUCCUCUGGAAGUGGAAGCUAUGUACUGGAAAGCUACUGCGGAUAAGCCUUUUUCUGUUGAGUAUGCGAACGACAUGCCUGGUUCUGCGUUUGGGGAAGUGAACGACGGUGGUUUUGGGGGAGAUGGUUUUUUAACGGUGGGUGAAACUGCUUGGAAUAUGAGAGGGGUUUCGAGGGCGAAUGGGUCUUUAUUGAAGUUUAUGAAAGAAGAGAUUCCUGGGGUUACUUCUCCUAUGGUUUAUGUUGCUAUGAUGUUUAGCUGGUUUGCUUGGCAUGUGGAGGAUCAUGAUUUGCAUAGCUUGAAUUAUCUUCAUAUGGGUGCUUCUAAGACUUGGUAUGGUGUUCCUAGAGAGGCUGCUGUUGCUUUUGAGGAUGUUGUUAGAGUUCAUGGCUAUGGAGGAGAGAUUAACCCUCUUGUUACUUUUGCUAUUCUUGGGGAGAAAACUACAGUGAUGUCCCCUGAAGUAUUCGUCCAAGCAGGUGUUCCAUGUUGCAGGUUAGUGCAAAAUGCUGGGGAGUUUGUUGUGACAUUUCCAAGAGCCUAUCAUACUGGAUUCAAUCAUGGUUUUAACUGUGGAGAGGCAGCUAACAUUGCAACACCUGAAUGGUUGACGGUUGCUAAAGAUGCUGCUAUUAGGAGGGCUUCAAUUAAUUAUCCUCCCAUGGUUUCACAUUUCCAAUUACUUUAUGACCUUGGCCUUGCUAUGUGUUCUAGAAUCCCUGAAGACAUCAGCGUCGGACCAAGGAGUUCUCGACUUAAAGAUAAGAAGAAGGGUGUAGGACAAACCGUAAUUAAAGAACUAUUUGCACAGGAUGUGUUACAGAAUAAUGAUCUGCUCCAUGCACUUGGCAAAGGAUCUUCUGUAGUACUCCUUCCUCGUAGCUCUUCUGACUUCUCUGUUUACUCAAAGUUACGUCUUGGAUCUCAACAACUAAAGGUUAACAGUGAUAUUUCACUCAGUUUGUGCAAUUCCGAGGGAACGAAUUCCUCAAAAAAAUUCAUUUCAGACGAUCUAGUGUUCAACAGGAAUCAUGGAAUAAAAAAAGUAAAAGGUUUUUCUUCUGUAAAAGAAAAAUUCGCUACCUUGUGUGAAAGAAACAGGGUUUGUUCAUUCAGUGCAAAUGGUGACAUAUGCACUUCAAGUUCAAAAACAUUGCAAAGAGACAGUGAAAAAGAUGCAUGCCAAGGAGAUGGGUUAUCAGACCAAAGAUUAUUCUCAUGUGUUACAUGUGGAAUAUUAAGUUUUUCCUGUGUUGCAAUUGUACAGCCUAAAGAACCAGCGGCUAGAUACCUUAUGUCAGCUGAUUGUAGCUUCUUUAAUGACCGGAUAGUUGGUUCUGGAGUAACUAGAAAUAACUUAACUGCUGCCCAUGAAGAUGCAAAUAUUCUCAAGCAGAGCAGCACAUAUACAGGAUGGACAAAACAGAAUGCCGGAAAUGAUUUAUACGAUGUUCCUAUUGAAUCUGCUGAACAACAGACACAAAUUGCUGAUCUAAGUUAUAUGGAAGCUUCAAAUACUGAAAAAGGAAACACGGCUCUUGCAUUGUUGGCUAUAGCAUAUGGAAAUUCAUCUGAUUCUGAGGAAGAUGAUCAAAGUGACUCAGAUAUUGCAGCUGAUGGUGAUGAUUUGAACACGAUGAACCAUCCAUUAGAAAGCAAAACCCAGGAGAGACCUUGUUUGCCUUCUCAAUUUCAAGAUUGCCAUGCUAGCCCUGUAAAUAGUAUUAACAAUUAUGAGAGUUAUAUGCAUAAGAAAAUUGAGCGCAUUAUGAGUCCUUGUGAUUACUCUAUUCAUUCAGAAGAUUAUGAUACCACAUCAGGGGUUUCAUUCAAAAAUACUAGGGAAGGACUUCAUUCCACCUUGAAUUGUUCCGAAGAUACUCAUACUGAAAUGCCCUUGUCGGGCAAGACUGUGAUUCCCAUUGUCAAUAAAAAUGUAUCAUCGGCGCCACCAUCUGAUGAAGACGCGUCUAGGAUGCAUGUCUUCUGUCUAGAGCAUGCUGCAGAAGCAGAGCAGCAACUUCGGCCUAUUGGAGGAGCGCAUAUAUUGCUCCUAUGUCAUCCAGAUUAUCCGAAGAUAGAGGCUGAAGCGAAGUUUGUGGCAGAAGAAACGGGGAUUAGUUAUAAGUGGAAGAAUACCGUAUACAGGCAGGCCAACAGGGAAGACAAGGAGAGGAUUCAAUCAGCUCUGGAUAGUGAGGAAGCUAUUUCUGGCAAUAGUGACUGGGCUGUAAAGUUGGGAAUCAAUCUCUUUUAUAGUGCCAAUCUUAGCCGGUCUCCACUUUACAGUAAGCAGAUGCCUUACAAUUCUGUUCUGUAUUAUGCAUUUGGUUGUAGCUCUCCAGUAAGCUCGCCCGUUGAGCCCAGUGUCUGUCAGAGAAGGACAAGUAGGCAGAAAAAGAUAGUUGCUGGAAAGUGGUGCGGAAAAGUUUGGAUGUCUAAUCAGGUCCACCCCCUUUUAGCAAAAAGAGAGCUCGAAGAUGUUGAGAAUGAGAAAAGCAUUCAAAUGUGGCCAUUACUCGAUGAGAAAAGUGAGAGAUCAGAACGUAUACGGAAAAGUAAUACUACAAAUAGAAAAUCUGGUAGGAAAUGGAAAGUGGCCGUAGAAAGUGAAGGAGAUUGGGAAGGAAGUUUUUCUGAGGGGGGUUGGCUUUCUGAUAAUUCAAUUGAAGAUAAAUGCAAUCAAUCUCAAAGGAGGAUUCUUGCAAGUAAGCGAACCAGGCAUAUUGAGGGUCAUGGUACUGCUUCAGACGGGGAUUAUUCUCCUUUGCAGCACCAUAACAUGCUUAAAAGCAAGCAUACAAAAUGCAUGGGUAGUGAUGCAGUUUCAGAUGAUUUGCGAGAUGGUAAUACUCGCAGACAACCUUGGAGGAAUACUACUUCCAAGGAAGCUAAAUCUAUUGACAGUGAUAUGGUUUCAGAUGAUACAAUGGACUAUGAUUCUGAUUGGCCACAGAAGGAAGAGCUUAGUGACACACAAUAUGCUGUAUCAGAGGAUUCAUUGGGUGUUGGUUCUCUUCAGCGGCAUAGGAAGACUCCUAAAAGCAAGUAUGACCAAUUCACUGUUGAAGAUGUGAUUUCUGAUGAUCAAACAGAGGUUUAUAUUCAGAAGCAAAAACGCGGGAUAUGUAAAAGCAGGCUACCCAAAUAUCUUUCGGAAGAAGAUGCAGUGAUAUCUGACAAUCAACUGGAGCACUGCAUGCUGAAGCAACAGAAGAGGAGUCCUAAAAGCUGGCAGGACAAUUACCCUGUUGAAGAGGAUAUUAUAUCUGAUGAGGAACCUGAAUGCCAUUCUCGGAAUUAUCAAAGAAGGAUUCCAAAAGGCAAACAAGUCGAACCCAUUGUUGGGGAAGAUAUAACAUGUGAUGACCAGUUGGAGUGUUGCUUUCAGAAGCCCCGAAGAAGUAUGCGAAGGAGCAAGAAAAAUAAAUAUAGUGAUGAAGAAAAUAUGGAUGACUCUGCUGAAAGUGAUUCUCAUGUGCUGCAUAAAACUCCUAAAAGGAAGCAAGCUAAAUUCACAAAUGAAAACGAUAUAAACUCAGAUGAUCAGAUGGAGGAUGAUUGUCAUCAGCAACACAUGAGACCUCUUCGGCGUAAGCAAACUAAAUCACAAACUCUUCAACAAAUGAAACAAGCUAACUCGCCUUGUGUGACAAGCAAGCCAUCUCUUGCGAAACGUGGUGCUCAGUUGCUAAUAAAAUCAAAGGCUCCUCAGAAAAUGAAGCAACAGCCUCUUGCGUGGAGCAACCAAUCAGUUAACUCCAAAGAUGAAACUUCACAAAUUGAAGACAAUGAAGCUAGAAGACCUCCCAGCACGCGCAUUAGGAAAAGAGUCCAAAAAAUUCAGGAUGAAUCCGAGGGGAAAGCAAAAGAAAAAGAAACAAAUAAGAAAAAAUUGAAGAAUGUAAUAACUGCAAAGGUUUCAGCUGGCCGUGCCAAAGUGAAGGACGAGGAAGGAGAAUACCAGUGUGACAUAGAAGGGUGUACCAUGAGUUUUUAUUCUAAACAGGAGCUGAUGCAUCAUAAGAAAAAUAUAUGUCCUGUGAAAGGGUGUGGAAAGAAGUUUUUCUCACACAAAUAUCUGGUACAUCACCGUCGAGUUCAUGAGGAUGAUCGCCCACUAAAGUGUCCUUGGAAGGGAUGCAAGAUGGCUUUCAAGUGGUCUUGGGCUCGUACCGAACAUAUUCGAGUCCACACCGGUGCCCGUCCAUACGUGUGUGCUGAGCCGGGGUGUGAACAAACAUUCAGGUUUGUUUCUGAUUUCAGUCGUCAUAAGCGAAAAACUGGUCAUUCCGUAAAGAAAACUCGUAAAUAG